Messenger RNA from Humulus lupulus (European hop), 2151 nucleotides. RefSeq names its product chlorophyllide a oxygenase, chloroplastic. The transcript has 9 exons. Gene Ontology annotation, molecular function: iron ion binding; 2 iron, 2 sulfur cluster binding; chlorophyllide a oxygenase activity. NCBI's taxonomy places the organism in Eukaryota, Viridiplantae, Streptophyta, Magnoliopsida, Rosales, Cannabaceae. Gene Ontology annotation, cellular component: chloroplast. The record is from RefSeq and is a predicted model, not a curated record. Bases 81 to 1688 code for a protein of 535 amino acids. Gene Ontology annotation, biological process: chlorophyll biosynthetic process.
UAUCUCCUCCCUCUAAAUUUGCCCAUGUUUUUUCUCCACUCUCUUUCUCUCUCCACCAGAUUCUGUCAGCUUCUAACGCCAUGAACGCCAUAGCUACAGCUGCAGCUCUCUCUUUGCCAAUCUCCCUCUGUAGAUCAUUUAACCUUAAAUACAGAAAGGGUGUAAAAGCAGGGUUCAGGGUGUUUGCUGUGUUGGAGGAGGAAGCAUGGGUGGAGAAGAAGAGUGCUUGGGGUCCUCUUUUCGACGUGGAGGAUCCAAGAUCCAAGUUUCCUCAGAGCAAAGGCAAGUUCUUAGAUGUAAAUCAGGCACUUGAAGUGGCUAGGUUUGAUAUUCAGUACUGUGAUUGGCGUGCUCGGCAAGAUGUUCUGACAAUCAUGCUUCUUCAUGAGAAGGUCGUGGAAGUUUUGAAUCCUUUAGCUCGUGAUUAUAAGUCUAUUGGGACCAUGAAGAAGGAGCUAGCGGAGUUGCAAGAUGAACUAUCACAAGCUCAUACACAGGUGCAUAUAUCUGAAGCAAGGGUUGCCACUGCUUUAAAUAAACUAGCUUACAUGGAAGAGUUGGUGAAUGAUAAGCUAUUACAAGACAGAAAAACAACCACUAAGGAGCCUGAGCCAACAACCCCUUCUCCAAGUUUUUCCUCAGAAUCUUCAAAUGCUGUAAAGAGAAGACCUCGAAAAAGCUUGAAUGUUUCAGGUCCCAUUCAACCUUACCAUUCUAACUUGAAGAACUUCUGGUACCCUGUUGCCUUUUCCACUGACCUUAAGGAUGAUACCAUGAUUCCUAUUGACUGUUUUGAAGAACCCUGGGUAGUCUUUCGCGGAGAAGACGGAAAACCCGGAUGUGUCCAGAACACCUGCGCACACAGAGCAUGCCCUCUUCACCUUGGCUCAGUAAAUGAGGGUCGUAUCCAAUGUCCAUACCAUGGGUGGGAGUACUCAACAGAUGGUAAGUGUAAGAAAAUGCCAUCUACUAGAUUACUUAACGUGAAAAUCAAGUCUUUGCCAUGUUUCGAGAAGGAAGGGAUGAUUUGGGUUUGGCCUGGCAGUGAUCCUCCCUCUCCCAACCUUCCUUCCUUAAAACCUCCUCCAGGAUUUCAAGUCCAUGCAGAGAUAGUCAUGGAACUUCCGGUUGAACAUGGGCUACUUUUAGAUAACCUUUUGGAUCUUGCUCAUGCUCCUUUCACUCACACAUCCACCUUUGCAAAAGGAUGGACCGUCCCCAGCUUGGUGAAAUUCUUGACACCUGCAUCUGGCCUCCAAGGAUAUUGGGACCCGUAUCCAAUAGAUAUGGAGUUUAGACCACCUUGUAUGGUACUCUCAACUAUUGGAAUCUCUAAGCCUGGGAAGCUGGAAGGACAGAAUACACAGCAAUGCGCCACACAUCUUCACCAACUUCAUGUCUGCUUACCUUCAUCAAGAGAGAAGACCAGACUACUAUACCGAAUGUCGCUAGAUUUUGCUCCAAUGCUUAAACACGUUCCUUUUAUCGACCAUCUAUGGAAGCAUUUUGCGGAACAGGUUUUGAAUGAGGAUCUGAGGCUUGUACUCGGACAACAGGAGAGAAUGAUCGGUGGCGCAAAUGUAUGGAAUUGGCCAGUGUCAUAUGACAAACUAGGGGUUAGAUAUAGGGUAUGGAGAGAUGCAGUGGAAAGAGGAGCCAAACAAUUGCCUUUCACCAAACCGAUGUAAAAAAAAACAAAAAGAAAUUCCCAGCUUACAGAGAUAAAGUAACUUCUUCUGUUUGCUGCUGAUGAUCAUUCUUGGCAUGAAUAACCCUGCAACGUCACUUCCACCAAAAGCUUGCAUACGUAAUAAGAAGAUCGACCAAGACGAUGUCAUGCAGUUUGGAAAUCACCAAAUGAAUCCCACUUCCCAGUUUGACUCGGCAGAACUGUGAAUUAAAUCUGAGGCACAAAAUCAUAUUGUCUCGAUAUCGAAACAUCCCAUGUAAGCAUUAAAGAAACUGUGCACUAAUAUUUGAUCCCGUGUACAGUAUAGUGUUAGUUACAAUUUUUUUUUCCCUCCCUUCGUGUUUUCAUGUCACAAAUAAGAAUAUUUUCCAGUUUUACAGAGAGAGAUUGAACCCCCCUUUACCCUGUAAAAUGAAAAUGCUUGAUGUAUCAAUAAUAUGUAUCAUACUAGGCUCUAUCAA